Mytilus trossulus (common blue mussel) is the source of this 3547-nucleotide messenger RNA. RefSeq names its product ADP-ribosylation factor-like protein 8A. The record is from RefSeq and is a predicted model, not a curated record. Gene Ontology annotation, cellular component: lysosomal membrane. Gene Ontology annotation, molecular function: GTPase activity; GTP binding. Bases 115 to 672 code for a protein of 185 amino acids. Gene Ontology annotation, biological process: protein transport; anterograde axonal transport. NCBI's taxonomy places the organism in Eukaryota, Metazoa, Mollusca, Bivalvia, Mytilida, Mytilidae. The transcript has 6 exons.
CUUCAUUUUCAACGAUAACAUCAAUGACUUCCGAAUGUAUUAAAUGUAUUAUGUCAUGUGAUCUUUGUAUGUCCAGGAAGAUUCUUAUUUUGUCCAAAUAACUUCGUAUACACAAUGUUUUCCUUCUUUCAGAGGAUAUUAGACUGGUUUAAAAGUCUCUUCUGGAAGGAAGAGAUGGAAUUGACUUUAGUUGGUCUCCAAUAUUCCGGAAAAACAACGUUUGUAAAUGUUAUAGCGUCAGGCCAGUUUAGUGAGGACAUGAUUCCAACAGUAGGGUUUAACAUGAGAAAAAUUACCAAGGGAAAUGUUACAAUAAAAUUAUGGGAUAUUGGUGGUCAGCCAAGGUUCAGAACAAUGUGGGAGAGAUAUUGUCGAGGGGUUAAUGCAAUAGUAUAUAUGGUAGAUGCUGCUGACCCCGAUAAGAUAGAACCAUCACGGAAUGAAUUACACCAUUUAUUAGACAAACCACAGCUUCAAGGCAUUCCCGUCUUAGUUCUAGGCAAUAAGAGAGAUUUAGCUGGGGCAUUAGAUGAAAGACAGCUCAUAGAAAGAAUGAACCUCUCAGCGAUUCAAGACAGAGAAAUAUGUUGUUAUUCAAUAUCAUGUAAAGAAAAAGAAAAUAUUGAUAUUACAUUACAGUGGUUGAUACAGCACUCAAAGUCAGGAAGGUAGACAUAGGUCUAAUUUAGUCGGGACUGUGAAGAGUGGAUGAAUGUUUCGUAUGAGGAACAAAUGUGAUAUAUAUAUGAAAUAGCACUAACUUUUAUGAUAAAGUGGAGGUUGCAAAGAAAGAUUUUUAUUGUAUAUUUAUCAGACGAAAUAGUUGACAAUGCAAACACAUAUAUGUUGUAUUGUAUUAAAUUUUGUUAAUUUUUUUGAAACUUUGAAAAUGUUUUAUUUUGUUUAUUGAAUGAUAGAGAAAAAGUUUGUUUGUUGGCUGCAUUUCAAGAAAAUAAAAAAUUGACACCAUUGUUAAAUAUCACAGCAGCAAAACAUCAUUAUACCAGUGAAUAAACAUUCCAAAAGGAAUAACUCAUAUUACAAGGUCAGGUCAAGGUUAAAGAAGGAUAAUAAGUCUUGCAGUCAUAGUUUAAUCAUAUUUACUUACACUAUUUUAAAUAACUGUAAUUAUAAUUACAUGUAUAUGAAUGUAUGGUAAUGGAAAAAAUGUGCUGAAAUUAAACCAUAAACAUGUGUAACCAUUAUGUUUAUUUAUUUUUUGACAAUACACGCAAUUUCACAAACCAUCAUUAAUUCAAAUGAAGAUAUGAUUUGUACAUAUGCUUAAGAUAAAUUUCUUAUAAACUCAAGUAACUUUCCAUUUAGUAAAUUCAAAUUUGCACUAGUAAUAUUUGUAAAUAACAUAAAUUUCUUGUCUUAAAUAUCUGUUUGAAAGAACUUUUUCCUAUAAUGAACAAGCUUUUUCAUAGCACAUCUUCAACAUUUUCCCUGGUGUAUUAAACUUGUUUUAAUCAUUUAAAAUUUGAGUGCUAAAGAGGUAUGAUUGUGCUUCUAUGAAAACAUAAUUUUGGAUGAGUUAUACUAAUACUGUACAGUAAGCGAAAGCAUGAUUUGUGAUGAUAAGAAUGAGUUGAUACUGGCCAAAACUUUUUCUUAGAUAUUUUAUAUAUUUCUAUAUUUUGAUUAUUUUAAUGAGUUAUUUGGUGCAUAAUUAUCGACAGCUAUUUAUUACUUAAAAUACCCUUAGAUGUAGUGUAUACACAUAUAUUAUAUUUAUUUAAAUGUGCUGUGUUCAUAGUGGACAUUUUAUGUAUUUAGGUAAGUGUGGUAAAACAUUGUCCUUUGUCAGAAGUAACUUAACUCUCUAAGGCCAUAAGGUGAAAAUAAAAAAAAUAUAGAAUUUGCCUGCCAGCUCUUGAUAAAUUUUUUUUUUAUGGGAAUCUAGGAUUUUUGUUUAUUAUGGAGUACCAUGCCAGAUAUCAAAGAUAAGAUACACUUCAUAAUUACUGUAAGUGAAGUAAAGGCACUUGCAUCAAUUUUGAGCAAAUUAGCUAUUUGUUAUGGUACACUUGUAUUACGUCAUAUUUGUCAGAUAUUCUGAUAUUAAAUUUUUGAUUGGCAUUAAAUCUCCAUGUUAAUGUUAAAUGUUCAGCCCCCUAGUUACUAUGCUUGUGACAUAGCUUUUAUGUGGCAUAACAUCUUCAUAAACCAUCUAGGGCAUUAGAAAGAUGUGUCUUAAAAUAACAUUUAUGUAUUGAUAGUGUAAAACCUGUUUAAAUAUACAAAUCGAUAAAAUUUUAUUUACAAAAUGUUAGUAAAUAUUAAGCUGGUUUCAUCCUGAAUAAGAUGUUAUGUUUCCCUCUAUCCAACCAUCUGAUGAGGCUGAUUAUAUAGGUUUUUGGUCAAAAACUACUGGUGCAUACCAUUUCACACUGUUACUGAAAAUCAUGUUUUUUCUUAUAAGUCAAGUUUUGAACAUCAGUUUUUAAUGCCUAUAAAAAUGACCUCAUUUAUAUUAUUUAGUAUUUAUAUAAAUGAUUCUUAUUUACUAGUAAAAAAAAAAAAACUGAGUCAAAAUUAUAAAUAUUAUAGACUUCUCAUAUAAAAACAAAUCAUCAAAAAUAAUCUUUAUUGAUCUAUUUAUUAACUGAUGUAAUGAAAAUAAAAUUUAAUUGAAUAUUUGUAAUAUUUAAAAGACCUAAAAAAUUGCACUUUUAAAAUAUCUAUAUACCGGUAUAUCAUUUUAAUUGAAAAUUUAAGUGAGUUUGUAUGACUUCAUUUUGUAAGCUUAUUAAGGACCUGUUUACACCUACUCUUCUUUAUAAAAUAAGUACUUAAAAUACAUAAUAUAAUUAAUACUUGAAUGAGUUAAAAUUUCAUCAGAAUACAGGAUAGAGUACUUAUAACUGUAAAUAGUAAACAUACCAGUCCUUGAACUUAAUCCCCAAUACUUGUAUUUAAAAAUCAUUUCUAUAUAUCCACUUACAUUACCUCAUUUUAUGCACAAUAUUCACAUCCAAUUGUACACUUUGAUUUUUUAGAAAGUGACAGAAAAUGUAUGUAAGCCUCAACUUUUCUGACAUUUAAAAAAAAAAUAAACAUCUAAUAACCAAAUAAUUAUAUAUGAUUGGAAAGAACAGAAACAUGCCUUGUUCCCUAUCAUAGGAAACACAUGUGUACAACCUAUUUCCAAAAAAAACAACACAUGCCUACAAAGGACAACUUACCUCUUUUCAAACAUACUUUGUUUUUGUCCUUACAGAAUCACCUGUUGUCUGUUAAUUAAGAGAUAAGUUAUAUACUAUUUAAUUUAAGUACUAUUAUUUUAUGUUAAUACUCAAAUUUACAGCUUGAAUUGUGUUAUGUAUGUGUGAUUGAUUGUCAUGUUGUGUGUCAUGUGAUGUCAGAAUGGAUCAACAUUUUGAAACUUCUCCAUAUUUGGGUAAACAUAUGAUCAAAGUUAGUGUUGAUGUAGAUUUCUAUCAAUUAUAAAUGUUGUCAAUAUCAGGGGAGAUAAUCAUUGCUGCUUCAUUCUUCCCACCACAUUAUUUUAGUACAACAAUUGAAAUAAAGUGUAAUGAAUGAA